UGCUGAUCUGACCGGACUGUGAUCUAAAAACAUAGAAUAAAACCUAGAGGAGCCAGGAGGCCAAUUCUGAGCAUUACAUUGACUACAUGUUUAAGAUUGAAGGUUCACAGAGGAAGCGAGGUGUAUAACUAGUUUCUGGCUCCCCGUCUCAGAAAGCAGAGUGGAGGUGGUCCGGCAGCAGCUUCUCCAUUCGUUUUGGAGCAAUAUCUACUGAUAUCUGAUUGCUGGCAUGCUGGCUUUGACAAAGGAAACACCUCCUGACAGCAGGUUGCUCCCUAACGCUUCAGUACGUUGUUUUAAGGUUUGCCGAUCAACCAAUGACAUCAGACGUAACAAAAAAAUGCAGUAUAAAAGCAGAGAUCAACAUGCAAACACACGGUACACCCUGCCGCUCAGCUUUUUGAGAGUUUAGAAACAAGAUUAGCAGUCAGAAUGCUUUUGGUUGCCGUCUUUGUUCUGCUUGCUGCUUCUGCUGCGGCAGAUCUCAGGCCACACUACUCGUUCUCUCCACCCGUUGGGUCGGGAGGUGGGAGCUCCUACGUGAUCACCGGUGAGGGAAGGAUCACCGCUGUGAGAGUUUGGGAAUAUUAUUCCAAUUACAUCCGAGCGAUCCAGUUCCGGUACGGAUACCUCUGGUCUCCGAUUGUUGGCUACAUAUACGGGGACGCCCAGGAAAUCGAGCUGUACGACGGGGAAGCCAUCAUCCAGAUUUCUGGGAAGUAUUCCUCCUACCUGCAGUCCAUCGUCUUCACAACCAACCGGGGCCGCUCCCUGUAUGUGGGUCAGCCAUCUGGCACGUCCUUCAACAUGUACCCGGACCACCCCGAGGCCGAGCUGAUCUUCAUCAGCGGCCAUUUGAACGGAGGCCUCACCUCUUUGGGGUCCCACUGGGCCAUCGUUGAUCCGUCCUUGAGCCCAACCAACAGCUCUUUCGGACAUUAAGGCCUGAAGAAACGACAGAUGUUGGGAUCUGAAAUCUGAUUCACAGCUUUUUUUACUGCACUGGUUUAAAUACAAUGUGGUAAUUAAGACUCUUGAAGGAUUUCUUUUGAUUAAUCAAUAAAAAAAAAUGCAUCCUUCAAGUCGUCAUCAUCAGAAAUUUAAUUAAAGAUCAAAUCUGGGUUUUUGUUAAUGUGUUCAAAUCAAUUAUGAAAAGUCUUUUUUUUCUGAAAAUACUGAACACAACAAUGUUUAUGUUAACUGUUGACUUUAAAAUAUGAUUUAUGAAUAAACUGCAUCUGCCUUCACCUUU
Molecule: messenger RNA, 1252 nt
Organism: Poecilia latipinna (sailfin molly)
Lineage: Eukaryota; Metazoa; Chordata; Actinopteri; Cyprinodontiformes; Poeciliidae
Product: zymogen granule membrane protein 16-like
Exons: 6
Coding region: 433-942 (169 amino acids)
Source: RefSeq, a predicted model, not a curated record